Molecule: messenger RNA, 3209 nt
Organism: Megalopta genalis
Lineage: Eukaryota; Metazoa; Arthropoda; Insecta; Hymenoptera; Halictidae
Product: sodium/potassium-transporting ATPase subunit beta-1
Biological process (GO): intracellular potassium ion homeostasis; intracellular sodium ion homeostasis; potassium ion import across plasma membrane
Cellular component (GO): sodium:potassium-exchanging ATPase complex
Molecular function (GO): ATPase activator activity
Source: RefSeq, a predicted model, not a curated record
CUGAACAAUUUCCCACCACCGUCACUCGAUCGGUAGCCGCAGUCGAUCGCGGUCCCGGCACCGAGCCUGAUUGCUCGCGCUUGAUCGCUCCGUUCCGUCUUCCUUUGGCACCGAGCACCGGCUGCCUCGUCUAAUUCAGGAGGCUGGUAGCUUCGCGAAGGGUCGCGAGCCUGAACUUCGUCGCUCGAUGUCGUCGAAUUAAACCACGUGUUGCCAAAACCGUCCCACACGAAAACCGUCUGAUUACGCACGAUUCGAAAGAUCGUCCCACCGGCGCACCGGAGAAACGAGAGGGCCAGUGUUCGAUAAGUGACAGAGAGCCGCGCGCGACCAACAGGAAUCGCUGGGUCGCCACGAUGAGCGGAACCAGCAGGAAGAAGCUGCACACGGGUCCCAAUGAGAUUGAUUACAGUAGAAUACCCGAGCCGAAAACUAAUUGGCAGGCGUUCAAAGAUUACAUUCACAACCCCGACGAGGGCACUUACUGCGGUCACACGGGAAAGAAAUGGGCUAUAACUGGUACUUUCUACUUCUGCUUUUUCACGGUGCUGGCCCUGCUCUUCGCCGUUUGCAUGAAAGGUUUGUUGGCCACACUAAAUUUUGAAAAACCAAGAUGGAUCCUCGAAGAAAGUCUGAUAGGAACUAAUCCAGGUCUAGGUUUCCGACCAAUCUCAGACAAUACAGAUGAGAAAUCGUUGAUUUCGUACAGUUCGUCGGAUCCAGCAUCGCUACAGAAGUGGACAGGCUUGUUGGACAAAUUUUUGGAAGAGUAUAUUAACUCGACAGCGUUACCAAACGGUGGCAGAAAUCAACAGAUGUGUAAUUACGAUAUACCAGUGAAGCCUGGGCAUGUUUGUGCAGUCGAGGUGAACAAUUGGGGUCCCUGUUCUCCUGCUGCACAAUACGGCUUCAAUAAUUCGGCUCCUUGUGUUUUCAUUAAAUUGAAUAGGAUAUACGGUUGGGAACCAGAGUAUUACAACGACACCGCAAAGUUGCCAGAUGAUAUGCCGCAGGAUCUUGUAGAGCACAUCAAGUCCGUCAAUAGUUCAACGCUGAAUACCGUGUGGCUAUCAUGCAAGGGAGAAAAUCCUCACGACGAAGAAACUAUAGGUGAACUGAACUAUUAUCCGAGAAGUCAGGGAUUUCCGGGAUAUUAUUACCCAUAUACAAACAUUCCUGGUUAUUUGAGCCCCGUUAUUGCUGUACAUUUUCUGCGACCAGCUAGAAAUAUAAUAAUCAAUGUGUUAUGUCGAGCAUGGGCCAAGAACAUCAAAUAUCGACAUAAUACCAAGGAGCUAACUGGAGGGAUACGUUUCGAGCUAAUGAUUGACGAAUGACGAACAACGAUGUUUAUCUUUUAAGAAAACCUUCUGAACGCAAUACUACUGUCUGUCAAGCGGUGAAAAACACGCCUACGAUGGAAAACGUUCGAAUACUUCGAUAGUUGCGUAAAACGUUUCAGUUCGAAGACGAUGGUAAGGCUCGUAAGUAAGGGGAUUAGACAAGUUCGAAUCCCCAACUUCUGUCGACACUCUGAGAGAAGUCGGAACGAUCAGGAAAGUUAGAAUAGGAGCGUGAGUAACUGCAAUUAUAAGAUAAUUAAUUCUUCGUCGCUGGGCGCCUUCAGAUUCGCACGACCGCGUGACUGAGGUGAAUAUUGCUGUAAGAAAAAGUACAUUGAAUAAUUCAUACAAUCAGCACUUGCAAAAAUUAUGAACACGAAAUAGACGAAAGCAGCGUAUACAGGACGUAUCGAAAUUCAAUGAUCAAUCUUUCACGUAAAUUCGUAAAUUCUACGAAUUGUUUGAAAGCACAGUUUUCAAUGUUAAAAAAGAUAUUGGAUAUCGAAGGCGAUAGACAAUUGCGCUACAAUUAAUAAUAUUAAUUGUCCGUAAAAUAAUGCAAAAUUUUACCGAGUUCAUUCGUUAUUGUUUUUACGUGUAACGUUCUUCAAGCUUUUCUCGACUUGCAUUUAUAGAAUUUGCUGUCAAAUUCGAUUUGGUCAAUUUUAUAAGAUUCUUGCACGAUUGCAUCGAUGCAGAGAGGAUGAUGCGUUUGCUUCCGGUAAAGAGAAAACAUACCGACCUGUACUUAUUAUAUAUAUCACGAAUACAGCUGAAUAAUCUCAUAAAUGUGUUAUCUCCAAUUCAAAAAUGUACAAACUGUGGAUAAUUUAUAGACAUUGAUAUUUUUAAUGCCCGAAUCUAUUGUAUUCAAAACAUUGAUUUUAUUAUUCUUACACUCGUCGUGAUCCGUCACGAUAAAAACCGAGAAACUCGCAGAAACAUAUUACCUCGUUAUUGUUCUAAUAUUGUUUACUUAUGCCGCGCUAUGUUUAUGCACUUAGUAUUUUAUAUGUGUAUGUAUGUAUGCAUAUUGCAGCUUAGUAAGUUGCAUUUUACUCGAGACGAGAAUGGAACUAUCUUUAGCAUAUACAUUUGGUAUCUUCAUUAAUUAUAAUUUCGAAAUAUAUUCUUCUGUUGGUAGAUAGCAGACUAUUCAACAUUAUGAGGAAAUAUCAUGUCUCAUAUUUAAGAAAGGGUAUAUUACUUCCAUAGUCAGAUAGUAAUUACAAUGAAUUCAAUUAUUGUAAGUCAUUUUUGACAACGUCUUAUAACGAUAUUGUAUCCUUGAAAACAUUGCAAUAUUUUUUAUAAAGCUGAUUAAAAUCACGUUUCACCAUAUAUAAUUUAAUCAGUUGCGAUUUCAAUAUCCAUAUCGUUGCUUCAAAAAUUUGUUAAAUUAUAGCGAAAAGAACAAGAAUAUAAGUAAUAAUUCUUGAAGAAAUUGUAUAUUAAAGAAUAGUUACAUUUAUCGUUAUACUUAUGAAUGUGAAUAUUUUAUUUGUUAGUUUUAAUAAGUCCAUUACAAUUCUGUCGUUGUAAAAAUUUCAAGUGGAAAAUGAAAAUUUUCGAACCAAAUUUUGAUAAAAUAUACACAUAUCUGAUGUAAAAACGAUACUUUCGAAUUGUGCAAAAUUGAAAUCCGAUGUGACUGCCCAACAGUGUGCAAUCAUGAUGAAAAAAUAGGGUACUAAGGAUCUCAGAAUGACAGCAUUAACGUAGUUGUCAGUAACUUUAAGAAAUAUGCUUCGGUGUAGUUACUUAUUAAAUGUAUGUACUUAUAUUGUUAUAGUGUUUCCCGUAAGAGAGUGUUGUACUUUAUGUCGAUAAUUCUGUUGAAUAAACCGAACCAUUUUUCAAAGCGUA